Nanorana parkeri is the source of this 2068-nucleotide messenger RNA. RefSeq names its product Rac GTPase activating protein 1 (gene RACGAP1). The transcript has 17 exons. Bases 13 to 1848 code for a protein of 611 amino acids. NCBI's taxonomy places the organism in Eukaryota, Metazoa, Chordata, Amphibia, Anura, Dicroglossidae. The record is from RefSeq and is a predicted model, not a curated record. Gene Ontology annotation, biological process: signal transduction.
CACAGCGGGAAAAUGGCGACCACAAUGCUGAGCGUUCGCAAUCUCUUUGAGCAGUUAAUGCGUCAGGUAGAAGGUCUCAAUGAGGGCAUUGAACCACAAUUCAUUCAGCUGGCUAAGAAUUUUGAGGAUUUUCGAAGAAAAUGGCAAAAAACGGAGCAAGAAAUUGUAAAAAACAGAGAGCUGCUGAUGAAGACAGAGACGGAACGCAGUGCCCUGGAAGUGAAGCUGAAGCAUGCUCGCAAUCAGGUUGAUGUGGAGAUUAAAAGAAGACAGCGUGCAGAGGCAGAGUGUGAGAAAUUGGAGCGUCAGAUUCAGUUAAUAAGAGAGCUGCUGAUGUGUGAUCCCUCUGGCAGCAUCCAGCUCAGCGAACAGCAGAGGAGUGCUUUAGCCUUCCUCAACAGAACUCGUAUGUCUACUGAUGGCAACGGGACUAAAAGGUUAUCUACGAUAGAUGAAUCUGGCUCUAUACUGUCUGACAUCAGUUUUGACAAGACAGAGGAUUCUUUGGACUGGGAUUCGUCUCUGGUGAGAAAUGUGAGGCUGAAGAAAAGAGAAAAACGGCGCUCUUCCAGGCAUCAGACAGAAGGUCCUCCUGUUCCAUCAAAGCGAACACGUUCAUUCGGAUUAGCUGUGGAUCCGGCCAACGAGUCCAUAAUAACUAAAACGACAGUGACUGUUCCAAACAAUGGGGGUGUUAUUGAAGCCGUGUCAACCAUUGAGACUCAAUGGAGUAGUGACUCUAGUUUGAGACCAUUUGAUGAAAGGAAUGAAGCUGACAGCUGUAGGACCCCACAGCAUCACGGAAUAAGACUUCAUGAGUUUGUCUCUAAAACAGUAAUAAAACCAGAAUCGUGUGUCCCCUGUGGGAAGAGAAUCAAAUUUGGCAAACUGUCCUUGAAGUGUCGGGACUGUCGAGUUGUGGCUCAUCCAGAAUGCCGGGAGCGCUGCCCUCUUCCAUGCAUCCCUACUUCAGGGAACACUCCAGUCCGUAUUGGAGAGGGCUCUCUUGCUGACUUUGUUCCACUAACUGCUCCAAUGAUACCCCCCUUAGUCGUUUACUGUGUCAGUGAAAUAGAGCAGCGGGGACUUCAUGAGACUGGUCUGUACAGAAUUUCUGGCUGUGAUCGUACAGUUAAAGAUUUAAAAGAAAAGUUUCUAAGAGGGAAGAGUGUUCCUUUACUCAGUAAAGUGGAUGACAUUCAUGCAGUGUGUGGUUUCCUCAAAGACUUUCUGCGCAACUUAAAGGAACCAUUGCUCACUUUCCGCCUCAAUAAAGUCUUCAUGAAUGCAGCUGAAAUUCCAGACGAUGGUAAUAGCAUUGCUGCGAUCUAUCAUGCAGUUAAUGAACUUCCAGCAGCCAACAGAGAUACUUUAGCCUUUUUAAUGAUACAUCUUCAAAGAGUGGCUGAAAGGCCAGAAUGUAAAAUGGAUGUGACCAAUCUGUCGAAGGUGUUUGGUCCUACUCUGGUGGGUCACGCAGUUUCUGAUCCUGACCCCAUGUCGAUCCUGCAAGAUACAAAACGACAACCAAAGGUAGUGGAACGUUUGAUGUCACUUCCAGCAGAUUACUGGAACCAGUUCAUGAUGGUGGAAAAUGUGGACCCAUCUCAUGUAAUUGAAAAUACCAACAUUUUUAGCACUCCGCAGACUCCUGAUAUGAAAGUGAGCAUGUUAGGACCCCUGACAACACCUGAGCAGCAAAUCACCAAAACUCCUUCCACAAGCUCUCUUUCCCAGAUGGUUAAAUCUACUAUUAGCAGAAACACACCAAAGUUUGGAAGUAAAAGUAAAUCGGUCACCAGCAUUGCCCGACAGGGCAACUUCUUUGCCUCUCCUCUACUGAAAUGAACUGAUGGUGCUUAAUAGAUGACAGUUGCACAUCUCCUAACUUACAAUAUUCUUUUUAAUUCAUACUGCGGUUUUAUUAGUUUUAAAUCAAAUACUGUAACAUGCAAAAGGCAAUACUGCAAAAAAAAAAUUUUAUUUGAGCUUUUUACCUCUACUUAUUCAAUGCAGAUGUUAGAAUAUUUAAUUUUACGUCUAACCUGGUUUUUGUUUUAUGGUGUAU